CCCACCCCCAAAAAUCGAAAUCGAAAUCAAAAUCUCGUCUUCCGAUCUCUUCGCGAGUUCAUCGUCGAGUCGAGGAAUUAGUUUGUGAGGGUUUCGAUCUCGAAACCGGCAAGGGUUCGCCCCGCGAGUGCAUGGAAGCGCGCCUGCUGGGUAAUGAGGUGUCGGACCUGUGCAUCGGCAAGCCGGCCGUGAGGUCGCUCCCGCUCUCCGCCGCCACCGGGGAUCUCGCCGCGCUCCUGAGGAGGGGCCCGCCGCAAGCAGCAGCAGGAGGGGCAGGGGGGGCCUGCGUCGCGGCCGUCGUCGCCGCCGGGCCGGCGCGCGCCGUCGCCGGGAGGCUCGGUCUCGCCGACGUGCUCUGCUUCCUCUGCGCCGCCCCCGGGGCGCUCGCCCACCCCGCCGCCGCGCUCUCCAAGCCCGUCUCCGCGCUCCUCCCCAAGGACGGCGCCGGCGAGGUCCGCCGCGUCGACCCCCGCGCCAGUGUGUUGGAGGCGAUUGAUGCCGUCUUGAGCGGCGCGCAGGUGCUCGCCGUCCCUCUCCGCUCCGGCGGCCGCAGGAAACAGCUCGGCGGCGGUGGUGGCGGCGGCGGGGGCGACUUCUGCUGGCUGACGCAGGAGGACCUCGUGCGCUACUUCCUCAACUCCAUCUCCCUCUUCUCCCAUGUCGCCGGCCGCUCCAUCUCCUCCCUCGGCCUCGUGCGCGCCGACGACGUCCUCUCGGUGCGGCCCCACGAGGCAGCCCUGUCCGCCGUGCCCCUCCUCCGCCGCGCCAUCGCCACGGAGACGGCCGUCGCCGUCGUCGACGACUACGGGCACCUCGUCGGCGAGAUCUCCCCGGCGCUGCUCGCGUCGUGCGACGAGACGGCGGCCGCGGCCGUCGCCACGCUGUCGGUGGCCGACCUCAUGGCGUACAUCGACUACUUCGGCUCUCCGCCGGAGCACAUCUCGCGCGCGAUCAAGGCCGGCCUGAAGAGCAAGGGCCUCGACGCCAUGCUCGAGCUGGUGGAGAACGAGGCGGUGUCAUCCUUCGCCUUCUCCUCCUCCUCCUCGUCCGACGACGAGGCCCACGGCCGGGCCGCGAAGCUGCGCCGCCCGUCGUCGGGGAGCUACGGGCGCCGCUCGACGGAGGAGCCCGUGGUGUGCAGCCCCGCGAGCUCGCUGGUGGCCGUGAUGAUGCAGGCGCUCGCGCACCGCGCCAGCUACCUGUGGGUGCUCGACGAAGACGACGACUGCCGCCUCGCCGGGAUCGUCACGUUCGUCGACGUGCUCAGGGUGUUCCGGGAGCAGCUGCAGUGAGUGAUCGACGAGGCGACUCCAAGAAGAGUUCUUUCUUCUUUGUUUUUUUUUGUGCUGCUGCGAUCGAUCGCUGGAUGGAUCGGUGUGUCCGCGUUGCUUGCUCUGAAAACAUUUCGAAGUGUUUGUUUUGAAGCAUUCUGAACUCCCAAGUCGUUGUUCAUAUGUACUUUUGCUGGUGCUGAUGAACAAACUAAAACUUUGGUUAUGCCCUCCAAAUAAAUCAGUAUUGUUCGGUUUUCA
Oryza brachyantha (malo sina) is the source of this 1532-nucleotide messenger RNA. RefSeq names its product CBS domain-containing protein CBSX5-like. The transcript has 2 exons. The record is from RefSeq and is a predicted model, not a curated record. NCBI's taxonomy places the organism in Eukaryota, Viridiplantae, Streptophyta, Magnoliopsida, Poales, Poaceae. Bases 132 to 1292 code for a protein of 386 amino acids.